AUGCAAGUACGUACCAGCGCCAAGACUCGAUUUAUCAACUGAAGGUCAUUUAAGCCAUGAACUGAUCAUUAGUCUUUCCCGACCCCAGCAAAUGCAUAGCCGGCUGUGAACCGUGAGUGCGCUUUAUUGAAGCUCCGAGUGUCGCUGCCAGUUGUAUCCUUUGAACGCUCAACUUCGCAUUUUCGCGAUGGCCAUCCUAGUUCCGAUAAUCCCAACUACCAACAUUGUGUUCUCAAGGUUUGCAAGGGGCGGAACAGAUACUGUACUAUAUAUCAGGCCCAGUCGAAGAACGCUGCCGCCUGUAUGAAAAGCUUGCCAGCAGGGAGUAGCGUAGCGGGGUGAGUCAUCUUCGAGUCGCCGGACGACAAUUGUCUCGGUAUGCUGCUGACCAGAUGA
Messenger RNA from Microbotryum saponariae, 396 nucleotides. Lineage: Eukaryota; Fungi; Basidiomycota; Microbotryomycetes; Microbotryales; Microbotryaceae. The record is from the annotation of a GenBank genome assembly.